Molecule: messenger RNA, 2016 nt
Organism: Fusarium graminearum PH-1
Lineage: Eukaryota; Fungi; Ascomycota; Sordariomycetes; Hypocreales; Nectriaceae
Exons: 10
Coding region: 1-2016 (671 amino acids)
Source: RefSeq, a predicted model, not a curated record
AUGACCCUUGGUCGGGAAAACCUAUCCAGUCACCAACCACAGCAUGAAGAACGCGAUGGCCCCAUUAAUCUUGGCCUUUUAAAUGGGGCCGACUCACAGUCCUUGGAAAAACGCCUCAUAAUUGCAAUCGACUUUGGAACAACCUACUCUUCCGUUUCCUAUGUCGAAAUACCGGAAGACUGCCCUUCUGAUUCCGUUGACUCAAGGUCUAUUUGUUCGAUUGCAAGAUACCCUGAGUCUACCGAUUUUAAUUCUGAUGAUCGAAUGCUCAGGGAAGUCCCUAGCGAAGUCAUAUAUCCCUUGGAUCGUCACUUUCGCGAUCGGCAUGCCCUUAUUCGUUCCCAGGAAGGUCUUGGAAACGAACCUGGCGAUGAAGAUCAGGAAGAGAGCAUUCCAGAUGUGACCAAUAAUGGGCUUCGAGAUGUGGAGCCCCUUGAUGACGAUGGAGACACCACAAUGGAUAUGGACGUUUCUGGCCAGUUUCACUGGGGCUAUGGGGUUCACGAGCUUCGGGCUAUCCCAGCCAUGCACUCCGAUCCCACCAACCUACCGCUGUCUAGAUUCAAGCUCUUGCUUGACGAUAGCCCAAUGACUGCAAAAGUCAGACAGGGACUCAAUAUACCUCUUGAUAAGCUCAAAAGUAGAAAAGUGGUCGACGGUCCUCUCCAUGUCAUCGCUGACUAUCUGACCUACCUUCUGGACCAUACCCGAUCUGAGCUACGUAGCCUGGGCUACCAAGACAGCUGCCCCAAAGAAAUGGUUCUGUGCGUUCCUGCUAUAUGGAGCCAGCAGGCUUGCAGGGAUAUGCAGAAGUGUCUCGCGGUGGCUAUGAAGGGGGCUAACUUCCGAGGCGCUGAUGUCCAGAACAACAGUAUCGAGAACUUGUUCAUAGUAUCCGAGCCAGAGGCAGCAGCAGCAUACAUGUUGGACAAUUCGCCUGAGAUUAGGCUAACUGGUUACAGGAGGAGGUACAGUCGACGCAAAUACCUAUCGAGCGGCCUUCAUGGAUCAAGUUACCUCAACGAAGACUUCAAGGAAUACCUUUCGGAACUCCUUUCUGAAGAGAAAUACCUGGAAAGGGGUGCUCAAACCAUUGACGGUAUCAUUGAGCAAAUAAUGAUUCAACAGUUCGAGCCCAGAAUUAAGCGCAAUUUUAAUGUCUUCCAACGUUCUACUACCAAGCGUUUCGCUGUAGAUGGGGGACUCCGAGAUAAUCCUGACAAAGGCUUUCAAAGGGGUUAUAUCCAGAUGUCGACGAUAUUCAUGAAACAUCUGGAGGCCAUUUUUGAAAUUGUGAGAAGCCAACUGGAUGCAGCUUUGUCUAGCGGCUGUAAAGUAGAGAAAGUUGUUCUCAUUGGAGGUUUUGGAGCCUCAAUCUCCCUUCGAGAUUACCUCGAAAAACGUCUCGCAGAAUACUCGCAGCAGAACAACUGUCACGUCAAGUUACUGCGUCCUAGGGAUAGAAUCCAACUCGUUAAUGCUGUAUCAGCAGGGGCCGUACUCCGGGCCAUGAACAAGAAUAAUGGACCAGAAAGGAUUGCUCGUUCCAGCUAUGGCAUUCUACGAGCGGAACCGUUCGGAGAACACCCAGAGCAUGAAGGAAUGAAACCAUCUUAUGAUAAACAUGACGGCCUGCCUUAUAUUAAGAAAACAAUAGAUUGGGUUCUGAAAUUGGGCCUGCCUGUUCCUUCGGUCUGGAACUGUGAACCAUUUACCUGCAGUCACACUUUUGACGUUUGGCCAAUACGGCCCCUGAUUUGCAGAGAGAUCUUACUUUCUCAUCAUAACAACACGGGCGCACAAAAGGUCGGGGAGAUCGUGGUAGACUUCUCUGACCUGCGAGAAAAGGGCCUCAAGCCCGUGGAGCCGGUUAUUUAUGAAGAUGGUCGAACAGUUGGAAAAAAGCACUACAGGGUCAACUUCACCAUGGUGAUACAAGUGGUAGACCGUGACUUAAGAUUCAAGAAGAAGUGUCGCAUCAAUAUUUCAUCUGGUUUCAGGCCCGGUGUUAGGUAG